Patiria miniata (bat star) is the source of this 1718-nucleotide messenger RNA. Its product is annotated as tRNA-uridine aminocarboxypropyltransferase 1-like. Gene Ontology annotation, cellular component: nucleus. The transcript has 5 exons. Gene Ontology annotation, molecular function: tRNA-uridine aminocarboxypropyltransferase activity. Bases 201 to 1448 code for a protein of 415 amino acids. Gene Ontology annotation, biological process: tRNA modification. NCBI's taxonomy places the organism in Eukaryota, Metazoa, Echinodermata, Asteroidea, Valvatida, Asterinidae. The record is from RefSeq and is a predicted model, not a curated record.
AUAAUGUACUUCUAGAAUUAGAAGGCACCUUUCCGUUAGCGGAAAGGCACCUUUCCGUUAGCCGAAAGUUGCCUUCUAAUUUGGGAAGUAGGCCUAUUUCACGAGCUACGUUGACGCGAUUCUACCGUGUAAAGUCACGACACAGCAUCUUGUAGGCGUUCAGUGGUGGUUUGCAUUGGACAUUCAGGACGGACCAAGCAAUGGAUGUUUCCAGUGCGAAUCCCUUCGAAGGAUUGAAGAUAGACUCCCAUGAACCGCUGCACAGAGCCACAGCCAGAGCCAGGUGUCCGGACUGCGGCUCCUCCAGGAAGUACUUCUGCUACCAGUGUCGCAUCCCCAUGGAAGCGAUCGCUGGAAAAUUUCAAACGGUGAAGCUCCCACUGAAGGUUGACAUCAUUAAGCACGCUUUGGAGUUGGAUGGCAAGAGUACGGCGGUCCACGCUCGCAUCCUGGCCCCAGAUCAUGUGACCAUCUACACGUACCCAAAUAUUCCGCAAUAUGACAAGAAAGAAAAGUUGCUCCUUGUCUUCCCGUGCAAGGAGGCUAUAUCUCUUGAGCAGUUGAUGGAACAACUCAGAAUAUCACCUGAUGAGCACAGCGGGAAUAGGCAAGACGAACCUCAGCUACACCUGCCCUCACACAACAGUAACACCCACCUAGGAAGCAGUGAACCCAGAACACAGAGUUGCCAGUUGGAACCUAAAAGAUCCGAAACAACAACUGUUAGUUCUCAAACGGAUGUGGUCCAUGAAGUGUCGGAUGCCCCACGCUGCUCUUGUCAGCAAGACGAAGGCAAUCUAACUCGGCCAACGAUCUUAUCUGAACGUUCAGCUGAUGAGACGAAUCAUUCUCCGGCCAAAAAUCAAACCCUAGUUGAUCCUGGAAAAGGAUUGGUUCAUUCGGUAGCGCCUGACGAAGACAACAAAUCCCACCGCUGCCACCAAAAAUGCGAGAACACCUUGCCUGAACAUCUGGGCGGAGAUGCAGAAACUAAUGAGAGGGACGAAGCUCAUUGUGGACAACAUGGGGCUAAGAUCGAAGAAGGGGCUAAGAUCAAAGAGGGGGCCAAGAUCGAAGAGGGGGCCAAGAUCGAAGAGGGGGCUAAGAUCGAAGAAUUGUCUAAGACAGUGCCGUUUGAGAGAGUAAUUUUCAUCGACUGCACUUGGAAUCAGACUGGAGUUUUUAGCAAAGAUGAAAGAUUAGCAGGAAUAAAAAGCGUCAUUCUGGAAGACAGGCUGACGACAUUUUGGAGAAAGCAGUAUCGCAAGCCGCAGACCUACCUAGCUACCAUCGAAGCCAUCUACUACUUCAUGGUCGACUUUCACAAGCUCGUCUUGAAGGAUGUGUACUCGGGACAGUACGAUAAUCUGCUUUUUUUCUACAGCUUUAUGUAUCAUCUUGUGCAGGAGACUACCAAAGAGCGAGAAAUACAGCAUGGGAAACGAUAGUUGUAUGGAGUGCAGAAUGUGUCAAACUAUUAAUAGCUGCAAUGUAGUAUGGAGUGCCAAACUCAUAUUUUUAUUACAUUGGUGAAUUAAAUAUACUCCCAAGUUUCUUGGGUUUUUUUAACAUGGAAAAUUUAAGUAUCAUGUUCACAUUUUACUGCAUGUUCUCAAUUUAAGGCAUUAUGUAAAUAUUAACAUACAGAUUCAUUUCGUUGUGGAACCGUUUGAAAAGCUUUUAGUUUGUAAGUCUUUACAACUCGUGGUGUGUAGUCU